Molecule: messenger RNA, 1391 nt
Organism: Motacilla alba alba
Lineage: Eukaryota; Metazoa; Chordata; Aves; Passeriformes; Motacillidae
Exons: 2
Coding region: 212-841 (209 amino acids)
Source: RefSeq, a predicted model, not a curated record
UCCCAGAGCUGAGGAGAUCCCGGAGCUGAGGAGAUCCCAGAGCUGAGGAGAUCCCGGAGCUGAGGAGAGCCCGGAGCUGAGUGGAUCCCGGAGCUGAGGAGAUCCCAAAGGAGAUCCCGGAGCUGAGGAGAUCCUGGAGCUGAGGAGAUCCCAGAGCUGAGGAGAUCCCGGAGCCGAGGAGAUCCCGGAGCUGAGGAGAUCCCGCGCCACGAUGGGGUCGUUACUGAGCCGCUCUGUGGAGAUCCAGAUCUCCAACAACACCCGGAACAUCACCCUGAGGAACCCCAGGACCUUCUUUGAGUGCGGCCGCUGCUCCAAGCCCCCCGUGCCAGAGCUGUUCCCUGGCUCCAGUGACACCUGCCACUUCGCAGGUAGCUCUCCCUUCUGGGGCGUGGCGGGGGUCCUGGCCUACGAGGCCGACUCCUUCACCUUGGCCAUCCACUUCUCCAACCCCAUGGACUACAACAAGUACUCCAUGGAGCUGGGCCUGGAGCUGUCCCCAGGUAAAGCCCACCUGGGCAAGCUGGAGACCACCUACGCCCGCAUGGCCCAUGGAACCUACUCCAGCUCCUGCCCGGACACCAAAUUCACCCGCGUCAUCCUAGACCAGAGCCACGGCACCGCGCGGCUGAGCCACGGCCCCGUCAGGGUGAUGGCCACCAUGUCCAGCGACACCAGAGCCACCCUCAAGGUGGUGCUGCAGGAAGAGAGGGGAUCGGGGGCGGAAGCCGGGCGAGAGGAACCCUGGGAUGUCAAGGGAGACACGUCCAGGAGGAGGGAGAACCUGCGGGACCUUCUUCGGGACCUCAGGGAGAGCCCUGGAAGCACCUGGACGGCCUGAGAAUCCUGCAGACAUCACCAGAACCCUGUAGAUGCCUCUGGAACCCCUUAGACACCUCUGGAACCCCUUAGACUCAUCUAGAAACCCUUAGACUCCUCUAGAAACCAUUUAGACACCUCUGGAACCCCUUAGACUCAUCUGGAACCCCACAGACACCUCUGGAACCCUACAGUUCACUGAAUUCUGCCAUUUUCUAGGCUCCCAGGAGCUCGUGUUCACACCUAGAACCCUGCAGGCACCUCUAGAAUCUUGUAGGACCCUCUAGAACCUUGUGAGCACCUCCGGAACCCCAGAGGCACCUCCAGAACCCCACAGGCACCCUCAGAACCCCACAGGCACCUCCGGAACCCCUCUCGCACCUGAGGAGCCUCCAGCAGAACCUUGCGGGCCCCGGGAGAACCUCGGGGGAGCCACCGGGACCUUCUGGACACCCCUGGAGCCUCACGGACACCCCGGGGUUUGGGGUGUCCCAGCCAGGCCCAAGUUGGGGUGCUCCACCCAGAUCUCCCUCGCUCCCUCUUUGCUCCGCUCAAUAAAAUGGGGGAUUCUC